Messenger RNA from Rotaria sordida, 450 nucleotides. The record is from the annotation of a GenBank genome assembly. Lineage: Eukaryota; Metazoa; Rotifera; Eurotatoria; Philodinida; Philodinidae.
AUGAGAUUAUCACGUAAUACAGUAUUUUCAAAAUUUCCAUGUGGUCCAGUUAUUAUUAUUGAUAAAUCAAAAAUUUCCUCAUGGUCAACAAGCAAUUCAAAAUAUAAAACUGAACUAUAUAAAUAUUAUAUUGAAACAGGUACAUGUAAAUUUGAUGGUGAUUGUACAUUUUCUCAUGGUUCUGAUGAUUUACGAUAUACAAAUCAUAAAUCACUUUUAUAUCGACUUUUUCAUAUGACUAAUAAUUGUCCUUAUCGUGAAUAUUGCGCAUUUAUUCAUGAUGAAUAUAAACGUUCAUCGAUUAUUAUUAAACCAGGUUAUAUUUAUGCACCACGAUCUAUACAAGAAAAUGGUGAUCAAAUAACAAUUGAUGAACAAGAAUAUCAACAACAACGUUCAAGACGUUUAAGUCCAGAUUAUGCAUCAAUUUAUGAACAAUUAUCAAUUUGA